AGGCGCCCGGGAUGGAGGAGCCGGACGAGCUGGAGCUGCUGAUGGAGAAGACUUUCGGGGAGGAGGCUGUGCCGCUGCCGGAGCUGCUUCAGAGUAAGGUGGAAGCUUCUUUCCCAAGAACGGUUUUGAGCCGAGGAGUGGAUAACCGGUACCUGGUGUUAGCAGCCACUGUUGAACAGAAUGAAGAGGGCAGCCAGGAAAAGCAUUUAAUCAUCACUGCCUCCCAGUCGCGGGAGCACAAGGAAAAAUGCAUCUUGAGAGAUGGCUGGUGUUCUGUGCCGGUACAGCCAGGAGACAUCAUUCAUUUAGAGGGGGACUGCACUUCUGAUACUUGGAUCAUAGAUGAAGAUACUGGAUAUUUGAUCCUCUAUCCGGACAUGCUGAUUUCUGGAACAAGUAUAUCCAGCAGUAUUCGGUGUAUGAGAAGAGCUAUCCUCAGUGAAACUUUUAGGAGCUCAGAUCCAACAACACGCCAAAUGCUCACUGGUACAGUUCUCCAUGAAGUAUUUCAGAAAGCAAUAAGUGAUAAUUUUGCCCCGGAAAAGCUACAAGAACUUACUUCUCAAACUGUUCAGGAAAUAAGACAUCUGAAGGAAAUGUACCGCUUAAAUCUGAGUCAAGAUGAAGUAAAACAGGAGGUGGAAGAAUAUCUUCCUUCAUUUUCUAAAUGGGCUGAAGAUUUUAUGCAUCAGAAUACUGGCUUCCCUCAAAUGCAGCUGUCUCUGCCAAGUGAUGGCAGUAACACUAAUUCAAUGUGUCAUAUUGAAGUAAUCAAUUCAUUGGAUAUUGAAGAAAGCAUUUGGUCCCCUAGGUUUGGACUAAAGGGCAAAAUAGAUGUUACAGUUGGUGUGAAAAUACAUCGAGAUUGUAAAUCAAAAUAUAAGAUAAUGCCUUUGGAACUUAAGACUGGCAAAGAAUCAAAUUCUAUUGAACACCGUAGUCAGGUGGUUCUGUACACACUGCUCAGCCAGGAGAGAAGAGCCGACCCUGAGGCUGGCCUGCUUCUGUACCUCAAAACCGGGCAGAUGUACCCUGUGCCUGCCAAACACCUAGACAAGAGAGAAUUGUUAAUGCUGAGAAACCAGAUGGCGUACUCUUUGUUUCACCGUAUCAGCAAACCUGCUACUGGAAAAGAUAAAACACAGCUUGCUUCUUUACCAGAAAUAAUAGAGGAAGAAAAAACCUGCCAGUACUGUUCACAAGCAGGCAUCUGUGCUCUCUAUAGCAGAGCCAUUGAACAACAGGAGGAUGACAGUGUGGUCCCAGUUGCCAUUCUACCCAGAAUAAAGGAAGAAACGGAACAUCUGAAGCCUACACACUUAGAGUAUUUCAGCCUGUGGUGUCUGAUGUUAACUCUGGAGUCACAGUCGAAGGAUAACAGAAAGAGUCACCAAAAUAUUUGGUUCAGGCCUGCUUCGGAAAUGGAGGAGAGUGGCAGCUGCGUUGGCAGCCUGAUUAGAAGACAGUGUGUAACCAGAGUUUGCGACGGACAGUAUUUGCACAAUUUCCAACGGAAAAAUGGUGCCAUGCCUAUCACAAAUCUGAUGGCAGGUGACAGAAUUAUUCUAAGUGGAGAAGAGAGAACACUGUUUGCUUUGUCUAGGGGAUAUGUGAAGGAGAUUACCGUGACGACAGUAACAUGUGUGUUAGACAGGAAUUUGUCUGUACUUCCAGAAUCAACUUUGUUCAGAUUAGACCAGGAAGAAAAAAAUUGUGAUAUAGAUACCCCACUGGGAAAUCUUUCUAAAUUGAUGGAAAACACUUUUACCAGCAAAAAACUUCGAGAUCUAAUCAUAGACUUUCACGAACCCCAGUUUGUAUCCUACCUCAGUUCUGUCCUUCCACCUGAUGCAAAGGACACGGUUGCUCACAUUCUAAAAGGUUUGAAUAAGCCCCAGAGGCAAGCCAUGAAGAAGGUUCUCCUCUCCAAGGAUUACACGCUCAUCGUGGGCAUGCCCGGGACUGGGAAGACAACUACAAUAUGUACUUUGGUAAGAAUCCUCUACGCCUGUGGUUUCAGUGUUUUGUUGACCAGCUAUACACAUUCUGCUGUUGAUAAUAUCCUCUUGAAGUUAGCCAAGUUCAAAAUUGGAUUUUUGCGUUUGGGUCAGAUUCAGAAGGUUCAUCCAGAUAUCCGGAAAUUCACAGAGCAGGAAGUGUGCAGAUCAAAGUCUGUCAAAUCUUUAGCUCAUCUGGAAGAACUCUACAGUAGCCAACUUAUAGUUGCAACAACAUGUAUGGGAAUAAACCAUCCAAUAUUUUCCCGUAAAAUUUUUGACUUCUGUAUAGUGGACGAAGCCUCUCAAAUCAGCCAGCCCAUUUGCCUGGGGCCGCUUUUCUUUUCCCGGAGAUUUGUGCUGGUGGGGGAUCAUCAGCAGCUCCCGCCCCUUGUGCUGAACCGGGAAGCCAGAGAGCUUGGCAUGAGUGAAAGCUUAUUCAAGAGGCUGGAGAGGAAUAAGAAUGCUGUUGUGCAAUUAACUGUACAAUACAGAAUGAACAGUAAAAUUAUGUCCUUGAGCAAUAAGCUGACCUAUGAGGGAAAGCUGGAAUGCGGCUCCGACAAGGUGGCCAAUGCCAUGAUAAACCUGCCCAAGUUCAAAGAUGUGAAGCUGGAACUGGAAUUCUAUGCUGAUUAUUCUGAUAAUCCUUGGCUGCUCGGAGUAUUUGAACCAAACAUCCCUAUUUGUUUUCUUAAUACAAGCAAGGUUCCAGCACCAGAGCAAGUUGAAAAAUGUGGUGUGAGCAAUAUAACGGAAGCCAAACUCGUUGUUUUCCUGACAUCAACAUUUAUUAAGGCCGGAUGUAAUCCCUCUGAUAUUGGUAUCAUUGCACCGUACCGACAGCAGUUAAAGAUCAUCAGUGAUUUAUUGGCACAUUCUUCAGUUGGCAUGGUGGAAGUAAACACAGUAGACAAAUACCAAGGAAGAGACAAAAGUAUUGUCCUUGUGUCUUUUGUUAGAAGUAAUAAGGAUGGAACUCUUGGUGAGCUCUUGAAAGACUGGCGCCGUCUUAACGUUGCUAUAACCAGAGCCAAGCACAAGUUGAUUCUGGUGGGCUGUGUGCCUUCACUCAACCGCUACCCUCCCUUGGAGAAGCUGCUUUGUCAUCUAAACUCGGAAAAACUCAUCAUGGACCUUCCAUCAAGAGAGGAUGAAAGUCUUUGCUACGUCCUGGGUGAUAUUCAAAGAGGAUAAAGAACUGUUUUCUUAGGAAAGGAUUGUCACACUAGCUAGGCCUGGUAUUUGAAAUCUGAGUGUGAGGUGAGGUAUUGGUCCUGCCUUAUAUAGCUGAACCGAAGAGUGCUGAUCCUAUAAGAAGCUACGAGAGACCCCACAGCUGUGG
Molecule: messenger RNA, 3342 nt
Organism: Ochotona curzoniae (black-lipped pika)
Lineage: Eukaryota; Metazoa; Chordata; Mammalia; Lagomorpha; Ochotonidae
Gene: DNA2
Product: DNA replication helicase/nuclease 2
Exons: 23
Coding region: 12-3194 (1060 amino acids)
Biological process (GO): replication fork reversal
Cellular component (GO): cytoplasm
Molecular function (GO): single-stranded DNA helicase activity; 5'-flap endonuclease activity
Source: RefSeq, a predicted model, not a curated record